This is a messenger RNA of Mirounga angustirostris (Northern elephant seal), 6193 nucleotides long. RefSeq names its product tryptophan hydroxylase 2 (gene TPH2). Gene Ontology annotation, molecular function: tryptophan 5-monooxygenase activity; iron ion binding. Lineage: Eukaryota; Metazoa; Chordata; Mammalia; Carnivora; Phocidae. Bases 1418 to 2893 code for a protein of 491 amino acids. The record is from RefSeq and is a predicted model, not a curated record. The transcript has 11 exons. Gene Ontology annotation, biological process: aromatic amino acid metabolic process; serotonin biosynthetic process. Gene Ontology annotation, cellular component: neuron projection.
CGCCCUGUAUUUAUUUUUUUAAUAGAAAGAAAUAGCAUGGUUUUACUAAGUGUCUGAGUACAGUGUUGGACAAUCUUAAAAUCCUAUAUUUUAAACCUCAAUCAAUGUAUUUAAACUUUACCUUUCUGGAGGCAACGGCCUGGCUCAGUCCAAAUAGCAUGUGACUCUUGAUCUUGGAGAUGUAAGUUCGAGCCCCAAGUUGGAUGUAGAGAUUACUUAAAAAUAAAAUCUUAAAAAAAAACCCUUCACCUUCCUAUUAGUUCGUCAGAGCUGAUUUUUAGAGGAAAUUCGUGCCAAAUAAUAUUUCCAAAAUUAAGUCAAGUAAUAAUUAUGUCCCCCAAGAUUCCAGGAACAAUAUCUGGUUAACAUUAAGUCAUCCAUUUUGGUUUUGAAAGUUUUUCAUCUUGUUUUCUGUACAGAGAAGCAGUGUCAGCCCCAGGUUUUGUUUAGUUUUGCAGUCAAACACAUUGGUCAAGAGUCUUCCAUCCUUUAGGAGAUUGGUAAUAUUUUCCUGUGACAUGGGGAAUUUUAUCACUUACUAAAGUUUUGAAUAGUAAAGGCUUCAACUGAUCUAUGCAUUUCAAAUUGUUGGGUUUGAUCUAGUUACAAGUGGAGAGGAAAAAUUCAGUAACCAUCAAUAGCAUCAAAAGAAUGGUAUAUAGGCAUUUAGUUUCCUUUUCCUUCCCAUACAGUGAGGAAGAUUCUAGGGUUAGUGUCUCAACUAUAUUUAUAUUAUGUAAGGCUAAAUCAAAGCCUCACAUUUCCUUUACAAUACUGUUGCCUGAACAUCACCACAGAGCGGCAUCACAGGAUUGGGAAGUAGUGCUUUUCAUGAAGUCACCACACACAUACAAUCAUAACACAUCAGAGCAGAAAACACUUAUUAACACAAAACAAAAUGGCUUAAGGAUUCAGCAACACUGAUCUUUCUAAUUUUCCUCCUUUAGGAAGAAAGCACAAAACCUUUGAACUCAUAGUCACCUAAAGGCUGAGGUUAGCUUGCCAGGAGCAGGUUUGAGAGAUGAGCUAAUAUCAGGGGACAGAUGUUUUCUUUUACAUGUAACACCCCAUUAUGUAUUGUUCUCCACCACCCACGCCCAAACGUCUAUUCGACCUAUGAAACAGACUGCACCAGAAGCACAGAUAACCCCAGGUUUCAGGUCUGUAAUCUGAUCGUGGCCAUCGGCAGCCAGAAAUGAGUUUCUUUCUAAUCAGCUUUCCAUCAGUCCCCAGUCACUCAUAUAAAGGAGCCUGGGGAGAGGACGAUUCUCAUUGCUCUUUCUUCAGCACCAGGGUUCUGGACAGAGCCUGGAGCGGGCUGCUAUUCCUACACCCCUUCCUCUCUCAGUCUCCACCAGCCCUGCUACUGCCCCUUUAGUCCCCCCUGCUGCAGAGAAAGAAAAUUACAUCGGGAUCCAUGCAGCCGGCAAUGAUGAUGUUUUCCAGUAAAUACUGGGCAAGGAGAGGAUUUUCUCUGGAUUCAGCGGUGCCCGAAGAGCAUCAGCUCCUUGGCAGCUUAACAUUAAGUAAAGCUAACUCUGGCAAAAAGGAUGAUAAAAAAAGCAGCAAGGGAAACAGCAGAAGUGAAACCAGUCCCGAAGGCGGCAAAACAGCUGUGGUAUUCUCACUGAAAAAUGAAGUUGGCGGAUUGGUAAAAGUGUUGAACCUCUUCCAGGAAAAACAUGUCAACAUGGUUCAUAUUGAGUCCAGGAAAUCCCGGCGAAGAAGUUCAGAGGUUGAAAUCUUCGUGGACUGCGAGUGUGGCAAAACCGAAUUCAAUGAGCUCAUUCAGUUGCUGAAAUUUCAAACUACAAUUGUGACGCUGAAUCCGCCAGAGAACAUUUGGACGGAGGAAGAAGAACUAGAGGAUGUGCCCUGGUUCCCCCGGAAGAUCUCUGAGUUAGACAAAUGCUCUCACAGAGUUCUCAUGUAUGGUUCUGAGCUUGAUGCCGACCACCCAGGAUUUAAGGACAAUGUCUAUCGACAGAGAAGAAAGUAUUUUGUGGAUGUGGCCAUGGGUUACAAAUACGGCCAGCCUAUUCCCAGGGUGGAGUACACAGAGGAAGAGACCAAGACGUGGGGCGUCGUGUUCCGAGAGCUCUCCAAGCUCUAUCCCACUCAUGCUUGCCGGGAGUAUUUGAAAAACUUCCCUCUGCUGACUAAAUACUGUGGCUACAGGGAGGACAACGUGCCUCAACUUGAAGACGUCUCCGUGUUUCUGAAAGAAAGAUCAGGCUUCACCGUGAGGCCGGUGGCUGGAUACCUGAGUCCGAGAGACUUUCUGGCGGGACUGGCCUACAGAGUGUUCCACUGUACUCAGUACGUCCGACAUGGCUCAGACCCCCUCUACACUCCGGAACCAGACACAUGCCAUGAACUCCUGGGACAUGUUCCACUACUUGCGGAUCCUAAGUUUGCUCAGUUUUCACAAGAAAUAGGCCUGGCAUCUCUGGGAGCGUCAGAUGAAGAUGUUCAGAAACUAGCCACCUGCUAUUUCUUCACAAUCGAGUUUGGCCUUUGCAAGCAAGAAGGGCAACUGCGGGCAUAUGGAGCAGGACUCCUUUCCUCCAUUGGAGAAUUAAAGCAUGCUCUUUCUGACAAGGCAUGUGUGAAAGCCUUUGACCCAAAGACAACUUGCUUACAGGAAUGCCUUAUCACCACUUUCCAGGAAGCCUACUUUGUUUCAGAAAGUUUUGAAGAAGCCAAAGAAAAGAUGAGGGACUUUGCAAAAUCAAUUACGCGUCCUUUCUCUGUGUACUUCAAUCCCUACACACAGAGUAUUGAAAUUCUGAAAGACACCCGAAGUAUUGAAAACGUGGUGCAGGACCUUCGCAGUGAUUUGAACACAGUGUGUGAUGCCUUGAACAAAAUGAACCAGUAUCUGGGGAUUUGAUGCCUGGGACCAGUGUCAUUGCCAACAUGAUCUUUUUGGGGCUUCGUAGUAAUUCAGUCAACGUCAUAUAACACUGAUAACUUUCUGUGUCAUGGCUUGGCUAGUAAGCAUGCAAUUCUGUAUAUCUCUAUCUACAUGUAAUCUGCUGUGUUAAUGUGUGAAACACCGUAAGGAACCCAAUGACAGAUAACCGCUCAUUGUUUGAAAUAUUGUAACCUGUUUAAACGUCUUCAAUAGAUUUGACAUUCCUACUUGGUGUCCUUAAUCAAACUGCAGCUCUUUAAAAUUUGUAACAAAUAGCCCUCUUAUGAUUCUAGCUUAUUACUUUUUCCUUCUCAGAUCUGAGCAUUUCCUCUGUGUUCAUUAGAUAAAAUGAAAAUAGCAGUGAAACUGUUUUUAUAGUCUCAGUGUUUCCACAGCAUUAUUUGAGAUAAACCCAGAAUUGUGUGAAACUCCCUUCAUGUUAACAAAGGAUUCAGUAUUCUGUUCCAAAAAGGAAAACUAGUUGAACACACUAGUUGGAAUGGGUUUUAGAUUGAGUAUUUAUACAAUGUAAGAGAAGAGAAUAUCUUACAAAUGGAACAGAUAGGUGGCAUUGACUGUGUAGAAACUGAGGGGUGGCAUGCUUUCCAAAGAAUUUUGGAAGAAAAUACUUCCAGAGGGGGGGCAUUAGGAAAGACUAAACGGUAGGCAAAAAAAUCUUGGGACUAUGAAUUUUAUGCUGGAAUAAAGUGAAUUAUCAUGCUCAGGUGUUUAGCCCAUUUCUCUUAGAGAACAAUAAUAACGUAGAGCUUUGAUUUCAGAGAUGUGGAAAUUGAGUCUCGGAGAGGUUAGGUGAUAGGCACAGUCAGUGUGCACUAACAUGUAUAGCCCGUUGCAUCCCACUUUCAGAUCACUAAGGAGUUCAGCGUGGUGGAUUUGUGUGUAGUCAGAGAUGGGAAACUAAUACUUAUCAAAACUAAUGUUUAUCACUAAGUAGGAUUUGGUUUGUGAUCAAGGGCUGCCAAUGGUACAGCCCCAAUCCAAGCCAGAUCUCUGAGGGUGUGUCCACUUUGCCCAAAGUUUGGGCAAAUUUGGGCAAACAGUAGUGAUACACCACAAAUCUCUGGUCAUCUUUGCCGUAAGAGGUAUCAUCAGGUGAUUAAGUGAACAAAUAAAAAACUGCUGAAGGAGUGAAUAAAUUUCUUCUUCUGAUUCUCUCAACAAACACAACCACUGUUCCUCUCACUCUCUGUUCGUCAUACAGAAUGCUGGGUGGAGGGGCUGGGAAAAAGUAGAGAAGAAAAAGAUGACCAAAUGAUUUUUAAGUUAACAGUUCUAAAAUAAUGACACAAUUUCUAAGAUGUUCAUUUAAUAACAAAUUGCAUAUAAUUUCAAACUAAUUGAUACUCACAUGGGCCCAUUAUGAGUCAGAAAUUUUUGGACUAGCUAUAUGCAGGAAGAACAUGAAAAGAGUGAAAAUAUGCAGUAGAGAGAGGUAAAAUGAAAAUAAAUCAGAGGUUUGAAUGGUGCUUCCUUAACUAAUGAGGAUCUUUCAUUUCUGAAGGAUUCUCAGAACAACUGAGUUUUGGAAAGGGAUUUGGUAGACAGAAUGUGAGAGUCAUGCAACUUAAAUGCUAUUUUAGAUGAAAGAGAUAGUGCCUUGAAAAAUUCUUGGUGGUAGAGAAGUGAUGAGUUAGCUGAACCAAAAGGAUCUAGAAUGAUCCAGCAGUUGUAUAUUUCAAUAAUUUUAUAGAUCCCCAAAUAGUUUCUUAUAUCUUGUUUUGCUAGAUCUAGAUGACCCUGAGUAAUUAUUUACUUUUAAAUACUAAUCUAGAACAAUAACCCAGAACAAUAAAUCCAGAAAUUUCCAGAACUAGUUCCUGAAUUUUCUCAAAGAAGAAAAUUGGCUAAGCAAUGUCUGCCUUCUGUGUUGUUUUUGUAAUUUGGUGUUGCUAUACCCGCCCUUAAAGAAAACCCCUAAGGAGCCAUCGGGUUUUUCCCUUCUAGCCCCAUGAAAGGGGAGGUUUUCAGUUAAGUGGACUGAAAGAAGAAUUAUAUUUAAUUGUGAACAAAUUCCCCCAACAAAAAUAACAUUUGAGCUAUCUUCUGAUUUGGCUUACAGGGGCAUCUUCAGGUUUUUUUUUUUUUUUUAAUAUGUGCAAAAUCUAUGUUGUUUCAAAAAUAGAAGAGUUGCAAAGUAAACAGGCUUUCCCACAGAGUUUAUAUAGGUAUCAUACACCGUGGAGGAAUUACUUGAUUCUUUUUAGAUUUGAUCUCCAUUUGGAAUAGCAGUAACGAUGGUUUUCACCAUGUGAAACAAUGGAAUCAUGGUUUUCAUUUGUUGUGAGCAUUUAAAACGGAAAUGCCAUUACAACUAAUGGUGGGAAAAAAAUCCUAUAAAAUUUAAUAGCCAUCAUAGGAAAAGUGUUGGCAGAAAAAGUCCCCAAAUGGAAAUAGUACAAGAUAAUCACAGCUAGCUUCUCAUCAUAUUUGAUACCUGUUCUGUGUAACCAUUAUGACUCAUGACUUAAAGCCAAAUUAAAUAGAAUCAAGGACAAUUAUAAAUUUGAAGACACUUGCUCACUGUUGUCUCAUUGUGAAUUGCUACUUUAUUUUGACUUUGCUAACUUCUAUAACCAGCUAAUCAGAAAUCAAUAAGAGAUUCCUAGUAAGACCAGGUUUUUAUGCAUCACAAAUUAGCAAAAGACAGCCAGAAUCUGAUUAGUCCAGUUUUUUUUUUUUUUAAGCAUUUUUAUCUGUUACGAAUUAGGGUCAGGCAUCCAAUAUAUUCUUGGAUGAUCAGUUUAUUUUGUAUAAUGAGAGCUCAAUGGAUUAUUCAUAAAUUCCAUCUUUUUUUUUUUAGACUUUAUUUAUUUAAGAGUGAGAAAGAGAAAAAGAGAGAGAGAGAGCAUGGGCAGGGGGAGGGGCAGACUCUGCUGAGCAGGGAGCCUGAAGUGGGACUCGAUCCCAGGACCCUGGGAUCAUGACCUGAGCUGAAGGCAGACACUUAACCAACUAAGCCACCCAGGCGCCCCAUAAAUUACAUGUUUUAAAGUAGGGAACUUUGACCCAAGGUUGUUAAUUUUUUUUUUUUUUUACAUUGGUGGGAAGGGUUGUGGAACUUGGGUUUCUGGCUUAGUCUCAUUUAUUUACUGUGUAAUUUAGAAAUGAUGCUUUAUGGGGAUGAUAUAUCUGUGUUUGUCUUGCUUGUACAUAGUAAAUGGGCCUGUGCCUAAUGAAUGUAAAGUAUUGCGACAUUUACCAACAUGAAAAGUCUAAAAUGAAAAAACAGUGUGCUUUAAUGUGGAAGCAAAUAGA